This is a messenger RNA of Pleuronectes platessa (European plaice), 1584 nucleotides long. RefSeq names its product zinc finger protein 572. The record is from RefSeq and is a predicted model, not a curated record. Gene Ontology annotation, molecular function: DNA-binding transcription factor activity; RNA polymerase II cis-regulatory region sequence-specific DNA binding. The transcript is spliced from 2 exons. Gene Ontology annotation, biological process: regulation of transcription by RNA polymerase II. Bases 38 to 1168 code for a protein of 376 amino acids. NCBI's taxonomy places the organism in Eukaryota, Metazoa, Chordata, Actinopteri, Pleuronectiformes, Pleuronectidae.
CUCGCUCUCUCUGAUCGCUCUAUGGCUCUGAGACUCGAUGUGCACAGAGAGGAGCAACAUGUCCGUCGUGAAGCUGCUGAGGGUGUCGGUGCAUGAGCGGAUCACUGCUGCCGCUGAACACUUUCUGCUGCAGGUGGAGAUAGGAGGAGGAGAGGCUCGAGUCCCGGCGCUGAGAGCGAUGCUCACCGAGCGGCUCACGGCAGCGGAGGAGGAGAUCCUCGCGGUGCUUGAGGACACCCUGGCAGAGUACGAGGACCGAGUGGAGCGGUCCGAGCGGGAGAUCUGCCGCCAGAGGAGGUUGCUCGAUGCCGUGAUGAAGCCCGUAGUCCAGCUGCACAGAGCAGUCUGUCUUGCAGACGUCCAGCAACUGAUGGUGAUUAAAGAAGAGGUUCCCCCUGAGCAGCAGCAGUGGAGCCCCCUUGUGGACCAGGAGGACCCAGAACCCCCCCACAUUAAAGAGGAACAGGAGGAACCGUGGACCACUCAGGAUGGACAGCAGCUUCAAGGACUGGAGGAGGCUGAUAUCAAGUUCACAUUGACUCCUGUCGAUGUGAAGAGUGAAGAAGAGAAACUUAAAUCGUCAAAGCUUCAUCCGAGUGAGACGAAGGAGUCCAGAGCGGACUGUGGAGGACCAGAACCAGCCAGGAACUCAGAUCCUGAUGGACGUUUACAACCAGGUCCUGAGGACAAGACUGAAGACUCUUCUGAGACUGAAGACAGUGAGGAUGAUUGGAUGGAGACCAGGGAACCUCAGACUGGUUUAAAUACAAGAAAUAACAAACAACCUCUAAGUGAUAUGGGAUGUAAGACAGAAGAAAAAUCGUUUAGUUGCUCUGAGUGUGGUAAAAGAUUUAACCAUAAGUGCAAUCUAGAAUCCCAUAUGAGGAUUCAUACAGGAGAGAAACCGUUUAGUUGCUCUGAGUGUAGUAAAAGAUUUAACCAGAGUGGCCAUCUAAAAUCACAUAUGAGGAUUCAUACGGGAGAGAAACUUUUUAGUUGCUCUGAGUGUAGUAAAAGAUUUAACCAAAAGGGAACUCUAAAUAGACACAUGAGGAUUCAUACAGGAGAGAAACCGUUUAGUUGCUCUGAGUGUGGCAAAAGAUUUAACCAUAAGUGCAGUCUUGAUAAACAUAUGACGAGUCAUAUAGGAGAGAAACCGUUUAGUUGAUCUGAGUGUGUUAAAGAUUUACGAUUCAGUCCUAUUGUACGAGACGUGAGGAUUCAUACAGGAGAGAAGUAAUUCAGUUGCAACCUUUGCAACAAAAGAUUUAUUAGGAUUUAUCAGCAGAUUUUUAACAGUUUUUAUGUCCCUAGAAAAUAUAACUCAUUGAAUAACACGAAAGAUUUGUGUUAAUAUAUCUUAUUUCUACAUAAUUUAUCUAUUUUUCAUAAUAUCCUUCAUGUCAUUUUAAGGUUAAAGUGUGUUCCUUGCACAGUAUGAAUGUGUAUUCUUAACUAGCUCAUAUGAUUAGAUAUGUUUGUUUUAAAACAAUGGUUUCUUGGUUCGCGCGGUUCAAUGACAGUUUUUGUUCUCCUUUAUGUAUUGAAUGUGUUUCCAAGAAUAAAAGUCUAAUAAAAAGAUAA